This is a messenger RNA of Aegilops tauschii subsp. strangulata, 1140 nucleotides long. RefSeq lists its product as uncharacterized. The record is from RefSeq and is a predicted model, not a curated record. NCBI's taxonomy places the organism in Eukaryota, Viridiplantae, Streptophyta, Magnoliopsida, Poales, Poaceae.
AUGCGUGUUCUCCCGUCACCGCCUCUCGCCAGCCAUCCUCGCCAGCCGUCCUCGCCGGCCGCCCUCGCCGGCCGCCGCUGGUCGCCGUCCUCGCCGGCCGUCCUAGUCGCCGGCUGCAGCCCUUGCCGGCCGGCCUCGUUGCAGGCUUCACCCAUGCAAACAGAUGCAUUCCUGCGGGAUAUGGCUGACAUAUCUAAAAAAGAAUUUGCUGAACUUGUCGUCGAUGGUUCCAACUAUUUGACAUGGGCAAUGGAUGUCAAAAUCAAUUUGACAGCCAAGGGACUCAAUUCCGCUACAGAGUAUCUGAUGGAGGAGAGCCCUCUGACACUCUGGAACUCCUUAAUGGAGAGGUAUGAUCAACAAAGGGCGGUGAUGUUGCCUGAAGCGCAACGGAAAUGGGCGCUAGUCCGAUUCCAAGACUUCAAGUCUGUAGCUGCAUACAAUUCUGCUGUUCAUAAGAUCAACUCCAAGUUGAGAUUCUGCAAUAGUGCAGUUUCUGAUGCUGAUCUUAUUGAAAAGACACUCUCUACUUUCCAUCCUUCUAUGAGGAUACUUGCUGAACAGUAUCGUCGGCAAAAGUAUAAGAAGUAUUCUGAGUUGAUUUACUCGUUGCUUCAGGCAGAGAAGCACAAUGAGCUUCUUGAGCAGAACAAUUUGGCUCGUCCAACCGGAACGAUGCCUCUGCCUGAAUUGCACUUCAACUCUAAGAAUACUCAAAGGUUCAAUGGUUCCAAAAAGAACCAUAGGACAUUCAAUGGAAAGUGGAAGCGUAAUGAGAAGCAGAAUAAGUAUGGAGUCAAAAAGGGCAAAGGUUCUUUCAAGAAGAAUGAAAGGGCUAGCAACACUAGUUGCUUCAGGUGUGGUUGUAAGGAACAUAUUGCAAAGAAGUGUGACACUUCGAAGCAUUUGGUGGAAUUGUACCAACAGUCACUUGGAAAGGGCAAGAAGGCUCAGGGGAACCAGUAUGAAGCACACUUCACUGGCAAUGAAGAUGGCACCCCUACGGUUGAUGGUUCUCGAGAUGAUUCUCCGAACAUGGACAACCAGGAGCAGAAUCAGCAAGUGGAAGAUCCAAUACUAGAUGUCGAUGACAUGCUAGUGGAAUUUGGUUCUACUGACAUAUAUGGAGACCAGAUUUAG